UAAAUGUUGUAUGCAAGCUUAUUCAGUAGGGCUCAUGAAGGCCAGAGGAAAUUUGACCCCAAAAAGGUCUUAUGUUGGCACCGGGUCCGACGCUUCGUGAGUACAUGCAAGUGUAAAUAGGAAAGAGAAAGCAUUGGAGAAGGAGGGUUGGGGGAAGUGAGUGAAUGAGAGUGAGAAAGUCAGAUGAGUUCCACUCCACCCACAGCCACCCGUGUCCAAUGUGAGGGGGAGGUGAGACAGUUUUAGUGCUUGCCGUGGCGCGCUGUGUUAACUGGCAUUAUUGACUUGCUGCACUCACAGAAAAGAGUAGUCAAGACUGCUCCUCAUCAGAACUCCACCUGUUUGGGGCAACCAUGGCUUCCCAUGUGAAGCUCAGGAAGGACAAGGUUGGCGUGGUGGACUAUGACACUCAAAUAAAGGAGGUGCGGUGCCAGCUUGUGGACCAAUUGAAAGUGCUGGACUUGCAGCUGGAGCAGAAGAGUCAACAGCUGCAGGAUCUAGCAGACUAUCUGCGGCGACGGGGCGAGAUUGAAAGCGAGUACUCCCGCUCCUUGGAAAAACUGGCUGAGAGGUUCACCAACAGGAUCAAAAGAAAGGAGCCCAGCACUCACUCUGUGGCUCAGGUCUGGUUGGCUCUACUGUCCCACACCCGCCAAGAGAGUAAAGACCACUACGGGCUCAGUGAGAGCUGCAGCAGCUUUCUCGUCCAACCCCUCACACAUUGCCUGGAGUACACACAGCGACUUGCCAAAAAGAGUAAAGACAUCUGUACGCAGCUUCAAGACGGACUGCUCAAGGUUACCACAGAGCUACAGACUGCAUGGCGGACAUACUACCAGUACCAUGCUGACUAUGUGUGUGCAGAGGGGAAGUUGAAGGAGGCUGAAAAACAGGAGGAAAAGCAGAAGCAGAGCGCCAAAAAACUGGAGAGGCUGAUUGAGAAGAGGCAAGGGAAAGUCCAGGAUAUUUACCUGAAGUGCAGCAAGGCCAGAAAUGAUUAUCUGCUAAACCUGGCUGCAGCCAACACUUCCAUGAACAAGUACUACCUCCAAGACAUCUCUACUCUCAUUGACUGUGCAGAUGUCGGGUACCACCUGUGUUUGGGCCGGGUGAUGCAAGCCUAUCUGUCCAAUCGGCGCCAGUUCCAACAGAACCUGAACUCAAGCCUGCAGCAGCUCCAGGGCUCGGUGUCAGGACUGGACCAGCGGCAGGACAGAGACACUCUCCUCCAGGACCACCACCAGACCUUCUGUAUGCCCCUUCGCUUCCCCUACCAGCCCCAUGAUGGGGACCAGGUUUCUGAGAUUAGUGCAGAGAGUGAGAUGAGAUGUGAACUGGAGACGAGAUUCAAACAGAUCCAAACCAGGCUGAGAGCCGUCACAGAGGAAACACAGGCGGUCAAUAAGAGCAUGUCAGCAUCCCAGUCCUCCCUGCUGGAGACUAUCAAUGACAUGGAUUUUGAGCACAACAGCAGCAGUACCGGCUCAUCCCAGGAAGAGAACAAUGAAAACCAGUCAGUUCGGCCUAGUGUCGCCCGCCGCAGGGCCAACCAGCAGGAAAUGGAAAACCUCUACUUCACUAGAGUAAAAGAGUUCCUUGUUGGCAGCUCUCUGGUGUCCAAGCUGCAAGCUAAGCAUGACCUGCUUAAAGUCGCUGUAGAGAAAGGGGAAGCUUCAAAUAGGCAACAAACAAGGCAAAAUGCGAAGUCCACACGUGUUCGCAAAAAUCCCUCCAGUGUGAAUUUGCUGCACAACCAAAAACUUUUCAACGGUGACAUGGUGUCUUUUACACAGGCAUCAGGUCAGCAGAUUCCAGUUGUUGUUGAAAGUUGCAUUCGCUUUAUCAACCUCAACGGUCUCCACCAUGAGGGCAUAUUUCGGGUGUCAGGCUCACAGAUGGAGGUUAACAACCUGAGAGAUUCAUUUGAGCGAGGAGAGGACCCUCUGGCUGAGGACAAACACGACCUGGACUCCGUUGCUGGAGUGCUCAAGCUGUAUUUUAGAAAUUUGAAGAACCCCCUUUUUCCAAUAGACAGCAUCAGUCGGCUGCUGGAGUAUGCACAGAUAAAAAACGAGGCAGAAAGAGCCGACCAACUGAAAACUGUCAUCUCUUCCUACCCUGAGCCCGUCAUCAUUGUCAUGAGAUACCUCUUUGCUUUUCUUCACCAUGUGUCUCAAUACAGCGAUGAGAACAUGAUGCAGCCGUACAACCUCGCCGUCUGUUUUGGCCCCAGUCUUGUCAGAGGGGCCAACGACGACGAUGUGGUCACCCUGCAGCCUCAGAUCAACGCCCUAGUAAAGAGCUUGAUCGUCCAGCACGAGAACAUCUUCCCCAGUCAGAGCGAGAUCAGAGGUCCCGUGUAUGAGAAGUGCAUGACGCAGGAACAAGAUGACUGUGAAGCCGUUGUUGAGGAAGGGGAUGGGGAGGCAGAGUUCUCUCAUGCUAAAGUUGAAGUGGAAGUGGGACAGUUGGUAAAUCGCAGCAACUCCACCACAGGACCCCCUCAGAAAAGGGCAGAAGGUUCUAAAUCCAACAAGGGUGGCCUUGCAGACCACCGUAGGUCAGCAUCAGGACCAGCAGCAGGAGUCAGCAUCCCUUCAGGUGGAAAGAUUGUCCUCCAGAUUCCCACUGGGCCCCAAGGCAGGCCGAGAAGGAUCCACUCUCCUGGCUUUGCACGCAGAGAACAGCUACAAGCCGCUGCUGAAGAUACAAUUCAAGUAGACAAGGAGGUCUGUCGCCAGAUGGACUCAGUCUUCAAGGAGCUUGUCUCAAAGCACACACUGCAAGAGAUCUCUUCUUCCUCCUCCGCCGUCGCCGCCUCCACUCCUGCUGGCCAGGCAGCUCAAAAGAGGGGGGGACGUGAGGGACGCAAGGGGAGAGGAGCAGGGCUGUUACAGGGAGACGUCCCACUGGAAUGAGACAUGGGGCAUUAAAACUCAAGGGUACAGUGAUUAAAGCAACUUCAAGCACAACUUUAAGUGCUUUCUUCUGUUGCUUUCUUCUGCUUGUGCGACAGAAGUGUUGCAGGACAACAUUAAACCUGUGGAGUAUUGAAAUUGCAAUCGCUACAUCUGUACAGAUGUUGAGGACUAACUUUCUGGUUUUAGGCAAUUCAUGCUGUUUCCUUCAUCAAAUGUUUACAAUGAGUCACAAGGAUUCAAACUGUGUUUGAAUCUCCGUUGGGCAUCUCUGUGUGGGGUUUUCAUGUUCUCCCCGUGUGCGCAUGGGGGUUCCUCCGGGUACUCCGGUUUCCUCCCACAUUCCAAAAACAUGCAUGUUAGGUUAAUUGGAGACUCUAAAUUGUCCAUAGGUAUGAAUGUGAGUGUGAAUGGCUGUUUGUCUAUGGAUGCUCUGCGAUUGGCUGGCGACCAGUCCAGGGUGUACCCCGCCUCUCGCCCAAAUUCAGAUGGGAUAGGCUCCAGCAUACCCCCAACCCUAGUGAGGAUAAGCGGCAUCGAAGGUGGAUGGAUGGAUUAAGACUGUGAAAAAGGAAUUGUCAGAAAUACUGUAUGUAUAUUCUUAUUUGUGGAAAUUGUUUUACUUGCUGACUCGUUUGUAUAUUUGGGAAACAUACCGAAUAAAUGGUUAUUUUGGCACAAGCUUUUGCUCCAUUGACAAAUACCCACAAAAGCUUUUUGUGCAUGUAAUCUUAAAAUACCAAUGCAUCUAAUCAUUUCAUAUCCAUUAUGUCUCGUCUAACUGCAUGGUGGCCACACAGAAGAUCUGUGUUGGACAUGUCUGUGUGGAGUUUGCAUAUUUACUCCAGGUACUCCGUUUUCCUCCAGCAUUCCAAAAAUAUGCAUGUUGAUGGUAAUGGGUUAAUUUGGAACAUGCAUACAAGUUACAUUGGAAUACAUCACAAAAAGUACAAUUCACAGUUCUACAGUAGGAGGAAGUAGAGGUUAUUUAAUCCUACCACCCAUCUGUUCCACAUCAAUUGCAAUACAUUACUUAAUGCAAUACAUUUGUUCACUUCCCGUGUUCCAAAUGUACUCUUUCCUCAUUUAAAGCACAUAAGAAAAUGAUUAGAGAAUAUACAAUGUGGUAAAAUAGGAGUCAUGUUAGGUUAAUUGGCAACUUUAAACUAUCCUUAGGUAUGAAUGUGAGUGUGAAUGGUUGGUUAUUAUGUGAUUGGCUGGCGACCAGUCCAGGGAGUACCCCGCCUCUCCCCCAAAGUCAGCUGGGAUAGGCUCCAGCAUACUCCUGUGACGCUAAUGAGGAUAAAGCAGCAUAGAAAAUGAAUGUCAUCUGAAAAGAUUUAAAGGAAAACCACUUUAAGAAAAAAAAUGUGCCCAUCAUCCACAAUCCUUACAUGAGACAUGAACACGCGUCUUCCUCUUUUCUGUGCGUUCUAAAGAUAUAAAAACUGCACAUAAUGGGAGCUCACCUAUGCUGCCUACAAAGACCGCUAUUAAAACACCUCCAACAAGGUUUUAUAUACACGCUGUGACUAUAUAGUAACAGGUACGUGCAUGAUAACAUGUAAUACUUACAGUAUUUUGCAUAUUUUGGCCACACCAGCCCAGGACCUCCACAUCCAGCAUGUUCACCUCCAAGAUCGUCUGAGACCAGCCACUCGGACCGCUGCUGAAACAAUCGGUUUGCAUAACCAAAGGAUUUCUGCACAAACUGUCAGAAAUCGUUUCAGGGAAGCUCAUCUGCAUGCUCGUCAUCCUCAUCGGAGUCUCGACCUGACUCCAGUUCGUCGUCAUAACCGACUUGAGUGGGCAAAUGCUCACGUUGGAUGGCGUCCUGCACGUUGGAGAGGUGUUCUCUUCAUGGAUGAAUCCCGGUUUACUCUGUUCAGGGCAGAUGGCAGAGGGUGUGUGGCGUCGUUUGGGUGGGCGGUUUUCUGAUGUUGUGGAUCGAGUGGCCCAUGGUGGCGGUGGGGUUAUGGUAUGGGCAGGUGCCUGUUCUGGGCAAAGAACACAGGUGCAUUUUAUUGAUGGCAUUUUGAAUGCACAGAGAUACCAUGAUGAGAUCCUGAGGCCCAUUUUUGUGCCAUACAUCCAAGAACAUCAUCUCAUGUUGCAGCAGAAUAAUGCACGGCCCCAUGUUGGAAGGAUCUGUACACAAUUCUUGGAAGCUGAAAACGUCCCAGUUCUUGCAUGGUCAGCAUACUCACCGGACCUGCUUAAUAAAUUAAAUAAUCAGUGUAAGUAGACUUAACAGAACAUAGUUGGAGUAAUAGGUGAGUACUGAUAAUGAACUCAGAAGAGUUGAAAAAAUAAUGAUAAGAUAAAUAUAUUUGUCCAUAGAAUUGUAUUAUAAAUUCAUUUUCUGUAGGGUACAAUUUUUAAAAACAUUCUCUUCAGUAAAAAUUGCAGAAUUUCCAAAUGUCCUUAUUAAGUACGCGGCAGAAACCUAAGAUGAGGCUGCUGUGACAUCUCUUCUCGGUUUAGUGCGCAAGCCUGCCUGACAUCUGAAUGCACACUGAGUUGGAACGUGGCGCCUGCCAGUUUGUUUGUCACCAUGUCGGCAAUUAUAUAAUAAUGUUGCAGAAACAUUUAUUAUACAGAGUGGCUUUCUACAACCCCUUCAAUGUAGUUAAUGUAUGUGUGACAUCAUUAUUCUUGCUAAUCGGACAAUAAAAUUCUGAAAAAUGUCAUCCGGGACGCACUUGCAGUACUUGCUUCAUCCUGAAGGGUGGGGUAAGCUGGAAGGUGCUAACUUUGUUGAAAUACUUGUACACAAGCAGCUGUGCCACCUAGAGCAAGGAUUGUACAGUUAAGAAUAGGAUAAUUCAGUCAUCCGCAAAAGAAUGGAACAGAGUGUAGUAAGCCAUGGAGCUGAAAGUUCCCCAUGAUAGGGAGCACGAGAGGUGGGCGGGGCGAGGCGGACAAUGUAUUCACCUGCUCUGAGCUGGGUAUAAAAUAAAGUUAUACGCUGUGCGUACACUUUGAUAAAAUGGAU
Molecule: messenger RNA, 5913 nt
Organism: Dunckerocampus dactyliophorus (ringed pipefish)
Lineage: Eukaryota; Metazoa; Chordata; Actinopteri; Syngnathiformes; Syngnathidae
Product: rho GTPase-activating protein 4-like
Exons: 22
Coding region: 354-2918 (854 amino acids)
Biological process (GO): negative regulation of cell migration; signal transduction
Cellular component (GO): cytoplasm
Source: RefSeq, a predicted model, not a curated record